AUUAAUAAUCGAGGAGAAUGUUCCAGUGUAUGUUUCUAUAAAUGCGAUAAAUCAAGAUCCCAAAUAUUUUUCCAAUCCGCAAGACUUUAUUCCAUCGAGAACAGAAAUGAAGGACAAAAAAAAGUUUUACGAAUCCUUGGCAUUCGGUAUUGGACCCCGAUCAUGUAUAGCACAGAGAUUUGCCUUAUUAAUUAUAAAAGUGGCGAUAAUUAUGAUCAUCUCGAAUUACACUAUAUCUUACAAAACAAAUAAGAAACAUGACUACAACACUAUUCACGUAUUCACAUAUCCGCUAGAUGGCCUGUAUGUUAAAUUCAAGAAACGUAAUUAGGCAUUUACUUCAAAUUAACACAGCGUAUUUUACUUAAUUUUAUUUCCAUAAUAAAGUUAAACUCGUGCGUCAUA
Acromyrmex echinatior (Panamanian leafcutter ant) is the source of this 405-nucleotide messenger RNA. Its product is annotated as putative cytochrome P450 6g2. NCBI's taxonomy places the organism in Eukaryota, Metazoa, Arthropoda, Insecta, Hymenoptera, Formicidae. Gene Ontology annotation, molecular function: heme binding; oxidoreductase activity, acting on paired donors, with incorporation or reduction of molecular oxygen; iron ion binding. The record is from RefSeq and is a predicted model, not a curated record.